Messenger RNA from Coprinopsis cinerea okayama7#130, 903 nucleotides. RefSeq lists its product as hypothetical. Gene Ontology annotation, molecular function: GTP binding. The record is from RefSeq and is a predicted model, not a curated record. The transcript has 5 exons. Lineage: Eukaryota; Fungi; Basidiomycota; Agaricomycetes; Agaricales; Psathyrellaceae. Bases 1 to 903 code for a protein of 300 amino acids.
AUGGCGAAGAAAACCGGCAAGAAGUGGAAGAAAGUCGUAAAGCCUAGCGAUAAGACUUUGAAGGGGAAGAAAGACGACAUCAUCAUCCCUAUCAUGGGAUCGACGGGUGCCGGAAAGAGCACCUUCAUCAAUACCUACCUCGGGGAGGAGAGGGCGCGGACGUCAGACUCUCUUAACUCGUGCACCCCCGAGGUGAAGGACUAUCAUCACACUCUGCCAUCGAAAAGGCGGGUCGUCCUUGUGGAUACGCCGGGCUUCAACGACACACAUGAGGACGAAGCGGAGAUCCUAAGGCGUGUUUCCGUCUGGCUCGCAAGCGCAUACGAAGCAGAAAUGAAGGUCGCCGGUGUCAUAUACCUUCAUGAUGUUUCGCAGAAACGCAUGUACGGGUCGACCCGGUUAAACCUGACUAUGUUCCAGAAUCUCUGUGGACCGAACUUCUUCUCGAAGGUCGUUAUGGCCACCACUCAUUGGGACGGCAUCAAUUUCAAUGCGGGUGUGGAACGAGAGGCUGAGCUCAGGCAAAACUACUGGUCGCCCAUCCUCAGCCAGGGUGGAACGAUCAGGCGUAUUGUCUCCAGACCGAAGGAUGUUCGCGAGGCUGUCAACCAUAUCGUUGCACAGCACAUUCGCAACGAAUCUCGCUCCAGCCCCGGGGUCGACGCGCUCGCGUUGCAGCACGAGCUGGUGGAGCUCGACAAGAGUAUCCCAAUGACACAGGCAGGGAAGAGGCUGAAAGGGACACUGCGCGAAAUCAUGGAGUCGCUGAAGGAGGGGUUGGCCCACGAGUCGGACCCACGGAGGCAGGAAGAGCUCAGGAGACAGAUGACUUUGCUCCAAUCGCAGGUUCGGGAACUUAACAUUCCGUUUGGGGAACGACUCAAGAGUUGGUUUGGUUUGUAA